Molecule: messenger RNA, 9800 nt
Organism: Mandrillus leucophaeus (drill)
Lineage: Eukaryota; Metazoa; Chordata; Mammalia; Primates; Cercopithecidae
Gene: TNXB
Product: tenascin XB
Exons: 28
Coding region: 206-9790 (3194 amino acids)
Molecular function (GO): protein binding
Source: RefSeq, a predicted model, not a curated record
UCCUCCCCUUCUCCUCCCCUGCUCGCUGCAGACUCUCUCCUUCUCACUGUCGCUGCCGAGAUCCACAGGCGGUUGUGGCUCAGCCCCUGUUGCAGGGGACAAGUGAGGGCGACUUUCCUGUCCUGCCCUGAGACGCCGCCCUCCCGGGGUUGGGGACAGAGCAGGUGCAGAGGCACUGCAGCUGCCCGGUUGCCCAGCCUCCUGAAUGAUGCCAGCCCAGUAUGCUCUAACCUCCAGCCUGGCUCUCCUGGUGCUACUGGGCACAGCCAGAGCAGGCCCCUUCUCUUCACGGUCCAAUGUGACACUGCCAGCCCCCCGGCCCCCUCCCCAGCCAGGGGGCCGCACGGUGGGGGCAGGAGGGGGAAGGCCCUCUUCUCAGCUUUAUGAGCACACAGUGGAAGGAGGGGAGAAGCAGGUGGUAUUCACCCACCGCAUUAACCUGCCCCCUUCCACUGGCUGUGGUUGUCCCCCAGGCACUGAGCCCCCAGUCCCUGCUUCAGAGGUGCAGGCCCUGAGGGUCCGGCUAGAGAUCCUGGAGGAGUUGGUGAAGGGGCUCAAGGAACAGUGCACUGGGGGAUGUUGUCCUACUGCUGCCCAGGCUGGCACAGGUCAGACAGAUGUGCGGACCCUCUGCAGUCUCCAUGGUGUGUUUGAUCUGAGCCGCUGCACCUGUUCCUGUGAGCCAGGCUGGGGUGGGCCCACCUGCUCAGACCCCACAGAUGCUGAGAUUCCUCCCUCCUCCCCACCCUCAGCCUCGGGGUCCUGCCCAGAUGACUGCAAUGAUCAGGGUCGCUGUGUCCGCGGUCGUUGCGUAUGCUUUCCCGGCUACACUGGCCCCAGCUGUGGCUGGCCAUCCUGUCCCGGGGACUGCCAAGGCCGUGGGCGCUGCGUGCAGGGCGUGUGUGUGUGCCGGGCAGGUUUCUCAGGCCCCGACUGCAGCCAGCGCUCCUGCCCUCGGGGUUGCAGCCAGAGGGGACGAUGUGAGGAUGGGCGCUGCGUGUGUGAUCCAGGCUACACUGGUGAGGACUGUGGCAUGAGGAGCUGCCCUCGCGGUUGCAGUCAGAGGGGGCGCUGUGAGAAUGGGCGCUGCGUGUGCAACCCUGGCUACACUGGCGAGGACUGUGGGGUGAGGAGCUGCCCUCGGGGCUGCAGCCAGAGGGGACGCUGCGAGGACGGGCGCUGCGUGUGUGACCCCGGCUACACUGGCGAGGACUGUGGUACGCGGAGCUGCCCCUGGGACUGUGGUGAGGGCGGGCGCUGCGUGGACGGCCGCUGCGUGUGCUGGCCCGGGUACACAGGCGAGGACUGCAGCACUCGGACAUGUCCGAGGGACUGCCGGGGCCGCGGGCGCUGCGAGGACGGCGAAUGCAUUUGCGACACGGGCUACAGCGGGGACGAUUGCGGCGUGCGCAGCUGCCCUGGCGACUGCAACCAAAGGGGCCGCUGUGAGGACGGCCGCUGCGUGUGCUGGCCAGGGUACACGGGACUCGACUGCGGCUCGCGCGCCUGCCCACGCGACUGUAGAGGUCGCGGGCGCUGCGAGAACGGCGUGUGUGUUUGCAACGCGGGCUACAGCGGCGAGGACUGCGGUGUGCGCAGCUGUCCUGGAGACUGUCGUGGCCGGGGCCGCUGUGAGAGUGGCCGCUGCGUGUGUUGGCCAGGCUACACAGGCCGGGACUGUGGCACGCGCGCCUGUCCUGGCGACUGUCGCGGGCGCGGGCGCUGCGUGGAUGGCCGCUGCGUGUGUAACCCGGGCUUCACCGGUGAGGACUGUGGGAGCCGUCGCUGUCCCGGGGACUGCCGUGGGCACGGCAGUUGCGAGGAUGGCGUGUGCGUGUGUGACGCAGGCUACUCAGGGGAAGACUGCAGCACGCGCAGCUGCCCCGGGGGCUGCCGAGGCCGCGGCCAGUGCAUAGAUGGGCGCUGUGUGUGCGAGGACGGCUACUCUGGUGAGGAUUGCAGUGUGAGGCGGUGCCCGAAUGACUGCAGCCAGCACGGCGUGUGCCAGGACGGUGUGUGCAUCUGUUGGGAAGCCUACGUGGGUGAGGACUGCAGCAUCCGCACCUGCCCCUCCAACUGCCAUGGGCGGGGCCGCUGUGAGGAGGGGCGCUGCCUGUGCGACCCAGGCUACACUGGCCCCACCUGUGCCACCCGCAUGUGCCCAGCUGACUGCCGGGGACGUGGGCGCUGUGUGCAGGGAGUGUGCAUGUGCCACGUGGGCUAUGGCGGUGAGGACUGCGGGCAGGAAGAGCCUCCAGCCAGCGCCUGCCCUGGAGGCUGCGGGCCCCGGGAACUGUGCCAGGCAGGCCAGUGUGUGUGUGUAGAGGGCUUCCGAGGCCCUGACUGUGCCAUCCAGACAUGCCCAGGGGACUGCCGUGGCCGAGGAGAGUGUCACGAUGGCAGCUGUGUCUGCAAAGAUGGGUAUGCUGGCGAAGACUGCGGGGAAGAGGUGCCAGCCAUUGAGGGCAUGAGGAUGCAUCUCUUGGAGGAGACAACAGUUCGGACAGAGUGGACCCCGGCUCCUGGCCCUGUGGAUGCCUAUGAAAUUCAAUUCAUCCCCACGACAGAGGGGGCGAGCCCCCCAUUCACAGCACGGGUUCCAAGCUCUGCCUCAGCCUAUGACCAAAGAGGACUGGCCCCUGGACAGGAGUACCAGGUCACUGUCCGAGCCCUUCGAGGGACCAGCUGGGGCCCUCCUGCCUCCAAGACCAUCACCACCAUGAUCGAUGGGCCCCAGGACCUCCGAGUGGUGGCUGUGACGCCGACAACACUGGAGCUUGGCUGGCUGCGUCCCCAGGCCGAGGUAGACCGAUUUGUGGUGUCCUACGUCAGUGCCGGCAACCAGAGGGUGCGGCUGGAAGUGCCCCCUGAGGCAGACGGGACGCUGCUGACUGACCUGAUGCCAGGCGUGGAAUAUGUGGUGACUGUCACAGCGGAACGGGGCCGGGCAGUCAGCUACCCAGCUUCCGUCAGGGCCAACACAGGGUCCUCACCCUCGGGCCUCUUGGGGACUACCGAUGAGCCUCCUCCCUCAGGCCCCUCAACGACCCAAGGGGCCCAGGCUCCUCUCUUGCAGCAGCGCCCCCAGGAGCUGGGAGAGUUGAGGGUGCUGGGCAGAGAUGAGACAGGGCGUCUCCGUGUGGUCUGGACCGCCCAGCCCGACACCUUUGCCCACUUCCAACUGCGCCUGCGGGUGCCCGAGGGGCCGGGGGCACAUGAGGAAGUGCUGCCAGGGGACGUCCGCCAGGCUCUGGUGCCUCCACCCGCUCCUGGAGCCCCGUACGAGCUGUCACUUCGUGGGGUCCCUCCUGGGGGCAAGCCCUCUGACCCUGUCAUCUACCAAGGCAUUAUGGACAAGGAUGAGGAGAAGCCUGGGAAGUCCUCAGGCCCACCACGCCUGGGUGAGCUGACGGUGACAGACAGGGCCUCCGACUCCUUGCUCUUGCGCUGGACAGUCCCCGAGGGCGAGUUUGACUCCUUCGUGAUCCAGUACAAAGACAGGGACGGGCAGCCCAAGGUGGUGCCCGUGGAGGGGCCCCAGCGCUCAGCUGUCAUCACCUCCCUGGAUCCUGGCCGCAAGUACAAAUUUGUCCUGUAUGGGUUCGUUGGCAAGAAGAGGCAUGGUCCCCUGGUGACUGAAGCCAAGAUCUUGCCUCAGAGUGACCCACGUCCAGGGACUCCACCCCGUCUGGGAAACCUGUGGGUGACAGACCCUACCCCAGACUCACUGCACCUCUCCUGGACUGUCCCUGAGGGCCAGUUCGACACCUUCAUGGUCCAGUACAGGGACAAGGAUGGACGGCCCCAGGUGGUACCUGUGGAAGGGCCUGAGCGUUCAUUUGUUGUCUCCUCACUGGACCCUGACCACAAGUACAGAUUCACUCUGUUUGGAAUCGCGAAUAAGAAGCGGUAUGGCCCCCUCACGGCCGAUGGCACCACUGCUCCAGAGAGGAAAGAGGAGCCCCCCCGCCCCGAGUACCUGGAGCAGCCCCUCCUGGGGGAACUGACAGUGACUGGUGUGACCCCAGACUCUUUGCGCCUGUCAUGGACGGUGGCCCAGGGCCCCUUCGACUCGUUCAUGGUCCAGUACAAAGAUGCACAGGGGCAGCCCCAGGCAGUGCCUGUUGCGGGGGAUGAGAAUGAGGUUACCGUCCCCGGCCUGGAUCCCGACCGGAAGUAUAAGAUGAACCUCUACGGGCUUCGUGGCAGGCAGCGUGUGGGGCCCGAGUCUGUGGUGGCCAAGACUGCUCCUCAGGAGGAUGUGGACGAGACCCCCAGCCCCACAGAACUGGGCACAGAGGCCCCAGAGUCCUCUGAGGAGCCGCUCCUGGGGGAGCUGACAGUGACAGGAUCCUCCCCUGACUCGCUGAGCCUCUCCUGGACCGUCCCCCAGGGCCGCUUCGACUCCUUCACCGUGCAGUACAAAGACAGGGAUGGGCGGCCCCAGGCGGUGCGUGUUGGGGGUGAGGAGAGUGAGGUCACCGUGGGGGGCCUGGAGCCCGGGCACAAGUACAAGAUGCACCUGUACGGCCUCCACGAGGGACAGCGCGUGGGCCCAGUGUCUGCCGUGGGCGUGACAGCCCCACAACAAGAAGAGACCCCUCCAGCCACCAAGCCCCCUCUGGAGCCACGCCUAGGAGAGCUGACAGUGACAGACGUGACCCCCAACUCUGUGGGCCUCUCCUGGACAGUCCCUGAGGGCCAGUUUGACUCCUUCAUGGUCCAGUACAAAGACAAGGACGGGCAGCCUCAGGUGGUGCCGGUGGCUGCAGACCAGCAGGAGGUCACAAUCUACAACCUGGAGCCUGAGAGAAAAUACAAGAUGAACAUGUAUGGACUACAUGAUGGGCAACGCGUGGGCCCCCUGUCUGUGGUCAUCAUGACGGCUCCCCUCCCACCAGCCCCAGCCACGGAGGCCUCCGAGCCUCCCCUGGAGCCACGCCUAGGGGAGCUGACAGUGACGGAUGUAACCCCUGACUCUGUGGGCCUCUCGUGGACAGUCCCUGAGGGUGAAUUCGACUCCUUUGUGGUUCAGUACAAGGACAGGGACGGGCAGCCGCAGGUGGUGCCUGUGGCUGCAGACCAGCGGGAGGUCACCAUCCCUGGCUUGGAACCUUCCCGCAAGUACAAGUUCCUGCUCUUUGGGAUCCAGGACGGGAAACGACGCAGCCCAGUCUCUGUGGAGGCAAAGACGGCUGCCCGAGGUGACGCCAGCCCAGGGGCCCCACCUCGCCUUGGGGAGCUGUGGGUGACAGACCCCACCCCAGACUCACUGCACCUCUCCUGGACGGUCCCUGAGGGCCAGUUCGACUCUUUUGUGGUCCAGUUCAAGGACAAAGACGGGCCCCAGGUGGUGCCCGUGGAGGGCCACGAGCGCUCUGUCACCAUCGCCCCUCUGGACGCCGGCCGCAAGUACAGAUUCCUCCUCUAUGGCCUCCUGGGCAAGAAGCGCCAUGGCCCCCUCACUGCCGACGGCACCACGGAGGCCCGGAGUGCUAUGGACGAUACUGGAACAAAGCGUCCCCCAAAGCCCCGUCUGGGGGAGGAGCUGCAGGUGACCAGCGUGACCCAGAACUCCGUGGGCCUCUCCUGGACAGUCCCUGAGGGCCAAUUUGACUCCUUUGUGGUCCAGUACAAGGACAGGGACGGGCAGCCCCAGGUGGUGCCCGUGGAGGGCAGCCUCAGGGAGGUCAGCGUGCCGGGCCUGGACCCCGCCCACAGGUACAAGCUGCUGCUCUAUGGCCUGCACAGCGGCAAGCGUGUGGGCCCCAUCUCAGCCGUCGCCAUAACUGCCCGCAGGGAAGACACGGAAACUGAGACCACGGCCCCGACCCCUCCAGCGCCUGAGCCCCGCCUCGGGGAGCUGACAGUGAAGGAGGCCACGCCACACACCCUGCAUCUCUCCUGGAUGGUGACUGAGGGAGAAUUUGACUCCUUCGAAAUCCAGCACACAGAUAGAGAAGGGCAACUCCAAACGGUCCGUACAGGAGGUGACCAGAAUGACAUCACCCUCUCUGGCCUGGAAUCCGACCACAGAUACGUGGUGACCCUGUAUGGUUUCCGCGAUGGGAAGCAUGUGGGUCCUGUCCAUGUCGAGGCCCUGACAGUCCCGGAGGAGGAGGAGCCUUCGGAACCUCCCACCGCAACCCCCGAGCCCCCCAUCACACCUCACCUGGGGGAGCUGACCGUGACAGACGCCACCCCCGACUCCCUCAGCCUGUCCUGGACAGUUCCUGAGGGCCAGUUUGACCACUUCCUGGUCCAGUACAGGAACGGAGACGGGCGGCCCAAGGCUGUGCGGGUGCCAGGGCAUGAGGAUGGGGUCACCAUCUCGGGCCUGGAGCCAGACCACAAAUACAAGAUGAACCUGUACGGUUUCCACGGUGGCCAGCGCAUGGGCCCUGUGUCUGCAAUCGGGGUGACGGCUGCAGAGGAAGAGACCCCCAGCCCCACAGAACCCAGCACGGAGGCCCCGGAGCCCCCCGAGGAGCCGCUCCUGGGGGAGCUGACAGUGACAGGAUCCUCCCCUGACUCGCUGAGCCUCUCCUGGACCGUCCCCCAGGGCCGCUUCGACUCCUUCACCGUGCAGUACAAGGACAGGGACGGGCGGCCCCAGGUGGUGCGUGUCGGGGGCGAGGAGAGUGAGGUCACCGUGGGGGGCCUGGAGCCCGGGCACAAGUACAAGAUGCACCUGUACGGCCUCCACGAGGGGCGGCGUGUGGGCCCGGUGUCCGCUGUGGGCGUCACGGCCCCCAAAGAGGAGUCCCCUGAUGCUCCUCUUGUGAAGCCGCGCCUAGGGGAGAUGACAGUGAGAGACGCCACCCCUGACUCCCUCAGCCUGUCCUGGACAGUCCCCGAGGGCCAGUUUGACCAUUUCUUGGUCCAGUACAAGAAUGGGGAUGGGCAGCCCAAGGCGGUGCGGGUGCCAGGACACGAGGACGGGGUCACUAUCUCGGGCCUGGAGCCAGACCACAAGUAUAAGAUGAACCUGUAUGGCUUCCAUGGUGGCCAGCGCAUGGGCCCUGUGUCUGCUGUUGGUUUAACUGUCCUGGGGGAGCUGACAGUGACAGGAUCCUCCCCUGACUCGCUGAGCCUCUCCUGGACCGUCCCCCAGGGCCACUUCGACUCCUUCACUGUGCAGUACAAGGACAGGGACGGGCGGCCCCAGGUGGUGCGUGUUGGGGGCGAGGAGAAUGAGGUCACCGUGGGGAGCCUGGAGCCCAGGCACAAGUACAAGAUGCACCUGUACGGCCUCUACGAGGGGCGGCGCGUGGGCCCAGUGUCCACCGUGGGCGUGACUGCCCCAGGAGAGGAUGUGGAUGAGACCCCCAGCCCCACAGAACCAGGCACAGAGGCCCCAGAGCCCCCCGAGGGGCCGCUCCUGGGGGAGCUGACAGUGACAGGAUCCUCCCCUGACUCGCUGAGCCUCGCCUGGACCGUCCCCCAGGGCCACUUCGACUCCUUCACCGUGCAGUACAAGGACAGGGACGGGCGGCCCCAGGUGGUGCGUGUCGGGGGCGAGGAGAGUGAGGUCACCGUGGGGGGCCUGGAGCCCGGACGCAAGUACAAGAUGCACCUGUACGGCCUCCACGAGGGGCAGCGCGUGGGCCCGGUGUCUGCCGUGGGCGUCACAGCUGCAGAGGAAGAGACCCCCAGCCCCACAGAACCCAGCACAGAGGCCCCAGAGCCCCCUGAGGAGCCGCUCCUGGGGGAGCUGACAGUGACAGGAUCCUCCCCUGACUCGCUGAGCCUCUCCUGGACCGUCCCCCAGGGCCACUUCGACUCCUUCACCGUGCAGUACAAGGACAGGGACGGGCGGCCCCAGGUGGUGCGUGUUGGGGGCGAGGAGAGCGAGGUCACCGUGGGGGGCCUGGAGCCCGGGCGCAAGUACAAGAUGCACCUGUACGGCCUCCACGAGGGGCGGCGCGUGGGCCCGGUGUCUGCUGUGGGUGUGACAGCUCCAGAGGAUGAAGCCGAGACCACCCAAGCAGCGCCCACCACGACCCCUGAGUCCCCCAUCAAGCCUCGCCUGGGGGAGCUGACCGUGACUGACGCCACCCCCGAUUCCCUCAGCCUGUCCUGGACGGUCCCCGAGGGCCAGUUUGACCACUUCCUGGUCCAGUACAGGAAUGGGGACGGGCAGCCCAAGGCGGUGAGGGUGCCGGGGCACGAGGACGGGGUCACCAUCUCAGGCCUGGAGCCAGACCACAAGUACAAGAUGAACCUGUACGGCUUCCACGGUGGCCAGCGCGUGGGUCCCAUGUCUGUCAUCGGGGUGACGGAGGAAGAGACCCCCAGCCCCACAGAACCCAGCUCGGAGGCCCCGGAGCCCCCUGAGGAGCCACUCCUGGGGGAGGUGACAGUGACAGGAUCCUCCCCUGACUCGCUGAGCCUCUCCUGGACCGUCCCCCAGGGCCGCUUCGACUCCUUCACCGUGCAGUACAAGGACAGGGACGGGCAACCCCAGGUGGUGCGUGUCGGGGGCGAGGAGAGCGAGGUCACUGUGAGGGGCCUGGAGCCCGGGCGCAAGUACAAGAUGCACCUGUACGGCCUCUACGAGGGGCGGCGUGUGGGCCCAGUGUCCACUGUGGGCGUCACGGCGCCCCUGCCCACACCGCCGCCCGUGGAGCCCCGCCUGGGGGAGUUGACGGUGGCAGCCGUGACCUCGGACUCAGUGGGCCUCUCGUGGACCGUAGCCCAGGGGCCCUUUGACUCCUUCCUGGUGCAGUACAGGGACACGCAGGGGCAGCCCCAGGCAGUGCCUGUGAGCGGAGACCUCCGAGCGGUCACCGUCUCAGGGCUGGACCCGGCCCGCAAGUACAAGUUCCUGCUCUUUGGACUCCAGAAUGGGAAACGCCACGGCCCAGUCCCUGUGGAGGCCAGGACCGCCCCAGACACGAAACUGUCUCCCCGCCUGGGGGAGCUGACUGUGACAGAUGCUACCCCUGACUCCGUGGGCCUCUCGUGGACGGUCCCUGAGGGCGAAUUCGACUCCUUCGUGGUCCAGUACAAAGAUAAGGAUGGUCGGCUCCAGGUUGUGCCAGUGGCAGCCGACCAGCGGGAGGUCACAGUCCCAGGCCUGGAGCCCAGUAGGAAAUACAAGUUCCUGCUGUAUGGUCUGGCAGGCAGGAAGCGAAUGGGCCCCAUCUCUGCUGACGGCACCACAGCUUCCCUGGAGAAGGAGCCACCUCCCCGCCUAGGGGAACUGACCGUGACCGAGGAGACCUCCAGCUCCCUGCACCUGUCCUGGACGGUAGCCCAGGGCCCCUUUGAAUCCUUCGUGGUCCAGUACAGGGACACGGACGGGCAGCCCAGGGCAGUGCCUGUGGCCGCAGACCAGCACACGGUCACCAUAGAGGACCUGGAGCCUGGCAAGAAGUACAAAUUUCUGCUCUACGGGCUUGUUGGGGGAAAGCGCCUGGGCCCGAUCUCCGCCCUGGGAAUGACAGCCCCAGAAGAGGACACGCCAGCCCCAGAGUUAGCCCCAGAGGCCCCUGAGCCUCCUGAAGAGCCCCGCCUAGGGGUGCUGGCCGUGACCGACACAGCCCCAGACUCCAUGCGCCUCUCGUGGAGCGUGGCCCAGGGCCCCUUUGAUUCCUUCGUGGUCCAGUAUGAGGACACGAACGGGCAGCCCCAGGCCUUGCUCGUGGACGGUGACCAGAGCAAGAUCCUCAUCUCAGGCCUGGAGCCCAGCACCCCCUACAGGUUCCUCCUCUAUGGCCUCCAUGAAGGGAAGCGCCUGGGGCCCCUCUCAGCUGAGGGCACCACAGGUACCACCAGGCAUCUCUGACCUCUAGUCU